AUGGCGGGCCUGUCGCUUCCACAAUAUGUAACAAUAGUGUGCGUACACCUUUACAACCGGGCAAAAUACAGUUUUGUACAAUUGUACGAAAUUCAAAUUACAUUUUUGUGUAAUUGUAAAACUAUUGAAAAGUAUCAAGGAAAUGGUACUCGAAGAGCAAAAAGUAUUAUUAUAACGAAUAUAUUAAGUGGUGGUCUAGAUAAAAGCAAUCUUGAUAUAACAGAAGCUGUUCCAAAUGUGUAA
Messenger RNA from Plasmopara halstedii, 243 nucleotides. RefSeq lists its product as uncharacterized. Bases 1 to 243 code for a protein of 80 amino acids. The record is from RefSeq and is a predicted model, not a curated record. The transcript has 2 exons. Lineage: Eukaryota; Oomycota; Peronosporomycetes; Peronosporales; Peronosporaceae.